AUGGAAUCCACAACACUGGCACAGCAGGUUCAACAACCGGACGCAGAUGUGGCAGGGCGCAUUGCUUUGGGAUCCCUGCCGCGUGGGGCAAAACUCCGCCCACUGGUGGCUGAAUUUGGCCAUUUUGUUGCUGUUGUGCUGCCCCCACAAAACCCGGAGACAAUUGAGACCUUCAUUUCGUCCCUUCCAAAAGGGUCCAAAAUCACUGCACGACAACUGCGGAAACGGGGAGAGGUGCGGGUCGUGGAGGAAGAGUGCAAAUUUCUUUCUGGCGUGGAACAUUUGGACCAUGACGACAUGGUUGAACUUUGCUGGGUAGGAGUGCCAAGCACACCCGAGGACUUUGUCAAUCGGGCUUACAAAGCGGGACACCCUAGAGGUCUCGAUGUUCACGUUGACGAAGCGAUGCGAGAUGUUACCAGGGCAAACCUUUUAGACCCACCGUUUGUCUUGGCCAAGAAGAGGGCCCUAUACUUGAAGAGGUGGACUGCAAGGGCCAAAGAGCUUGCAGGGGCGGAAGAACAACUCAGGGCACAGAUGCCUGACCAUGUUCGUGGCGUUGUGGGUCAAAAGAGGUCCUUGCAGUUUUUGCAACAACGGGUCUUGACUGGCCGCCCUUUGAAGAUUCAGCAGUCCAUGCACAACACGUGGAUGGUGUUUACAGACGGAGCCUGCGAUCCUGAAGCUCGCUCUGGAUCAGUGGGAGGAGUCAUUUAUGACCCGCAGGGCAAUUGCUUGAAGUACUUCGGUGAGAGUGUGCCUCAGCGAGUCAUGGAUGCGUUGCUUGCGACCUCGCAGAACCCUAUACAUGAGCUUGAAGUGAUGCCAAUCUUGUUGGCGGCUGAGCUGUGGGGAAAGACCUAUGAAGGGUCGCAGGUGGUUUAUUACAUCGACAAUGAGUCGGCAAGAAUGGCGCACAUUAGAGGUGACGGAGAAACCUUGCGUGCUGCACAGAUGAUUCAAGCCUUUGUUGAUAUUGAGUCAACAUGUCAGCACCGUGUCUGGUUUGGCAGGGUACCGAGCUACAGCAAUCCAGCCAUGGGCCCAGCCGUUUAA
Messenger RNA from Cladocopium goreaui, 1056 nucleotides. NCBI's taxonomy places the organism in Eukaryota, Dinophyceae, Suessiales, Symbiodiniaceae. The record is from the annotation of a GenBank genome assembly.